Messenger RNA from Asterias rubens (European starfish), 24757 nucleotides. RefSeq lists its product as uncharacterized. Gene Ontology annotation, biological process: lipid transport. Gene Ontology annotation, molecular function: calcium ion binding; lipid carrier activity. Bases 118 to 22938 code for a protein of 7606 amino acids. The transcript has 133 exons. NCBI's taxonomy places the organism in Eukaryota, Metazoa, Echinodermata, Asteroidea, Forcipulatida, Asteriidae. The record is from RefSeq and is a predicted model, not a curated record.
CCGAAACGCAACUUUUGAGAUUACAGGUCCAAUAGUCUGUAGCUCCUUGAUCGUGACAGACAUUUGAUCAACUCAUCAUUUACAUCAGGCCAAGUGCUGGUCAAGCAACCAAGCAGUAUGACGUCACCGUCAUACGGCAAGCUGUCCAACUGCACCUUGGUGAAGAUCUGGCUGGUCUUCAUCUUGGGCGUUGGAACAUUCACCAUGGAACCGGUGCUAGCCAGUUUCAUCCGGUUCAAGGCGGACACAGAAUACGUCUAUAAUUUCCAAUCAUCAACAGAAAUGAAGACCGUUGAAAGACUCCUUGCCAAAUCAAAGAUUGGGUUUCUGGCGGUAAAAAGUCCUGAUACCGAAGUCGGAUUUCAACAGAUCUACCUGCGGGUUCAUUCAGCGGCAAUUACCAGCAGUAACAAUCAAGUUUUCUUGAACGAGGAGCAUGACUUUGAUAGAUGGUUUUCAUUCGAAAUUAGUGAAAACGGGACAAUUGGUCACGUGUACUACUCAGGUGAUGAGAGUGAUCACGUGAUAACAGCCAAGAAGGGUAUGGCGAGCCUAUUGGCUGCAAAUCUACAGCAUCCUCCCGAUGGCAUGCAGAAUGAUGGGCGGGCUGAGUGGAGCUACGAUUGCAACGAGACGGGUCACGAGGGUCAUCAUGAAUCGUCAUACAAUGCCCGGAUGUCAACGGAUAAUGAUGGCAUCAUCGUCUUCACCAAGACCAGACGAACACACCCGAUACCGUACGGGAAAUCCAAACAUCAAAAGGAGAUUCAUUACCACCCCGGUAUGAAGCUACCAACUCUCGUCAAGAUUCUGGAUCACUACGAAGCACCAAGAGAGUCAACAAAAGAAUUUCAGGGUCAGUUCAAGGAGAAUACAGACGAAGAAGGAUUUAAUCUUCCAGAGAUGCAAACUGUUUCAGAUGGUCAGCUGACAUUCGUGCGUGAGAUUUACACCCCUUCACUGGCUCCGCCCACUAAUGGGGAUCUUGUGACAGAUACAAUUCACGUGAAAAAGAUACCUGACGGUCAACACCUGAUUGAUGACAUCACAACACUGAAGGAUAUGGUGUCUGGUAACCUGACGUGCAUGAGGAAUGCGCCACUUGAAGGAUCUCACGAGCGGAGUCAUUGCUACCAGGACCUCGUACACACCCUGGUGUAUAACAUCGAUGAACGGAAACUUGCUGAGAUUGUCAAACCUUUGUAUCAACUUCCACUAUCCAGACGCCAUCGUGACAAGGAAGACAGACUCAAUAUGUUAGAUGCUGUAACCGCGUUGGAAACCGACUUUUCACAGUCUCUCCUGGCUGAUCUCAUCCUCUUGUCUCCAAAACCAAAUAAAGACCUUGUGGAGAGACUACUCAUUGCGUCUUCUGGAUUCACUCGAGCUAUAUCAAAGCAUUAUCUGGAAACCUUGGAGGAUAUUGUUUUCAAACCUCAACGCUUUCCAGAGCCAUUACGUGACUCAGAGACACAGAGAGUUGCUGUGAUGGUACUCGGUGCCUUAGCUGGUAACCUGUGGACUGCUGGAUACAAAUCCCAAGCUGAGGCGAUCGUUGUGAAGAUUGAGGACAAACUUGGCGUUCAUGACCCAUGGAGCUACAGUAAAACUGUUACAACUCUUUCCGAGGAUGAACUGGACGAAUACCACCACAACACGGUAGCGUGUAUUGAAGCUCUCGGCAAUGCUGCCCUCCAUCGUUCCUUUGCUCACAUCCAUAGUUAUACCAACUCGACCACCACCCAUCCUCUGCUGAAAAGAGCUGGUUUGCACUCUAUGAGAGACUAUCACCACGACAAGGCGGCAGGUAUCCUCCUCAAGUCAGCACUGGAUGAAGAUGAAGACGAACAUGUUCGAUAUGAGGCAUCAUUGCUUUACAAAGAUCAUCCAAACGGUGUCUACAAACAUUCCUCAAAGUUUGUCAAUCCAGAGGAAUACAUGGGCUCCACCAACUCGUCCGAGUUGAUGUCCACCGAGGGAGCGAGUUCUCCGUCCAGACGGCGAGUACGGCGUGGAUUCUGGGAGGGAAUUGAGUUCCAUUUGGCCAGCCCAGCGAUUCAGUGGGAGAAGCUUAUUGGAAGUUCCAAGACCGGUGCACAGUUUGGGUUAACGGUCAGAAAUGCACUCGACAUCAAAAUAGCUCCCCUCAGCGGCCAUCUUCGUUUAGACAUUCUGGACGAGGCUUAUGCAACGGUAUUAGUUGGACUUGUGGGUACGAAAAUGGAUAUCGCAAGAGCACGCUUCUGUUUCAACGGACACAUUGAGUACAAUUUGAAUAUUCUACAGGAGUUUGGGGUUGAACGCAUCAACGAACUGGUGAAAGUCUUUGAUUUAAUCAUCGGGCAAGUUGUUGGAAACAUAGUGAGGGCGGUAGACAUCGUUGUUAACCUCUUCAAAGGAGAUACCAGUAUCAACAAACUUUUUGAUGACUUCGUUGAGGCACUCGAAAAUAUCCCGAGCCGCAUCAGUGGUAUGCGAUCGGUGGCAGCCAAUGCCGUUGCUAGACUCUCACAGUUUGAUCCAGAUCAACUCCCGCCCUCUAUCCAUGGCGUGAUCAUGGUAGUCAACAAGGCAGCUCAAUUAUUCAGUGAUAUAAAGACCGACGUCAUGGAGUUCUACAGUGCGAUCAAUGAGGCUAUCACCGUGACCUUACCCUCGGCAGCCGAAGCAAUACAGAUGGCUAUAGAGAGUAUUUCUGGCAUCAUCAAAGAUUUACUCAAAUCACCACUGACGGCCAUUGGAGACAUUUUCAAGGGAGUUAUCAACGUCAAAAUGGCCGUUGAUUCAAUAUUUGAAGCUAAGAAAAAUGUGGAGAAAGCAAACUUCUUGAAGGAAGGUCAAAGACCAUACUGGUUUGAUCUACCCAAAGUCAUUGGCGACAUGAUCGAAGAAUUGGCCAUGCAUCUUGGAAACAUCAGGAGAGAUCUUAAAGUGUGGGUUGAUGAGGUUCAGAGUGCAGAUGAUCCCAUCAAGAAGCUGACUGGGGGCGCCCUUGACUCGCACACCCUGAGGACUCAAGUCCAGUCAGAGAUCGAGUCAAUCUUGAUGGAUCUGAUGGAACCAAUUGAACCAAUCAAAGAACUCCUGGCUCCAUUCUUUGAGAUCUACGACCUCGUCUUUAACACCAUCAAGGCAGUCAAGGAGGCUUACCAGACGCUCAAAGUUUCAUACCAGAAGUCCCUGUCUCUUGUAAUGAAGCUGUUCGGUCCGAAAGCCCACGAGAAGUUUCCGAGGAAGUACCGUUCACCGGGGUCCGGAGAGUGCGCCUCGGGUGGGUUCUAUCCAACUGACUCAGCCGGACACUACGAGGAUCAGGGCGUCGAUCUGGAGAUGCCUCAAGGAGCAAAGUUGGUGGCGCCCUUUUCUGGUGAGAUCUACAGAACCCUCGGGAAGCCAAACCAGGUCACCCUUGAAGCGAAAGGAGGUUCAUUCCGAGACAUUAAGAUAUUCAUUGAUAACAUUAUACCCAACGACACACUAUCAGAAACGCUAUCAACAAGUGUUAUAGCUGGUACUGAGAUUGGCAGAGUAGAAAGUGCCACAGCUUGUGCACCACCUAACUACAUCCAUCUAUCAAUGAAGAAAACUAAACCAAACCGUCUAGCUUCGAUUCUAGACAGUGCUCUUGAUGACAACCAGACCGCUGCGGACUUAGCAGCGAAAGAAGGUUACGUCGAUCCCAGUAACUACUUGGCUAAACGACCACUGGAGAUACCGAAAUGGAUACAAGUCUGUAACGAUUACAAAGUAGUUUGGAAGGGUAAAACAGUGUUAGAAGGAACUUUGCCCAAGGAUAAGGCGGGUAAAAUGAACGACACGACUCCGAAGCGGGGAGAAUCUCCAUCCACCUCAACAGAGCGACCCAACCAAGCUGAGCAACCACCCCCACGUCAAUCACCUCUCAACCAGGCAGUCACACCGAGUAGUCGGGAUGAAACCCAGGAAGCCCUUGGCUUUCCACAGCCCAAAAUCGGCUCUGGAUCACCCUUCAAGAACUUCACUCUUCGGAACCUAAAGAUAAGCUCCAUCUUAGCAUUUGCCCGCAAGCUCAAACUGGUGGAUACAGCAGACGAACUGCUUAAAGUUGUCAAGACGAUAGUCAAACUUGUGAGCGACAAGCCGUGUGUUCUUCCCGAGUCUAUGACCAACGAUGCUUUAAGGAUUGAGCUUCAACAGAGAGGUCUUAGCUCACAAGGAGACAGAAAGAUGCUCCUCCAGCGAUACAAAGAACCCGAAGACCGUUGUCCUCUACUUCAGUUAUCUCUACCUAAGAAUGUGUACUGUAAGAUUGAUGAGAGCUGCUUUGGUGUAGAAUGCUGUAUGAACAUUAAACUCUUCAUGGUGUCUCUGGCUUUCAAGGCAUUCAUGAGAUUUGAUCCCUGUGAGUUUCAGUUCAUCAUUGGAGUCAACUCGUGGAACUACACUGUUCAAAUACUGGAGGCAGAGUGGGGUAAACAGUGGGAGGUACCAGUUCCAUUUGAUGUCCCCUUUGUUGAUGACAUGAAACUACAUCUUAGGUUCGGCAUUGAAAAGACGAAAACUCAACUCCUUGUCAGCAUGAGCGUGGGUUUCUGCCCUGAGAGUGGGGACGCAGAGUGCCUGGAAUUCAUCGAUGUGCUUCAAGAUUCCGCUGUACCACUUCCCAUCUGCAACCCUGAUGGCACAUUCACUUGGCCAGAAAUUGACGUCGAGGAGUAUUUCAGCCGUGCCAGGCUACAUAUGUUGAUCAAAGAGACAGGCGAGGAACUUAUCCGGGCAGGGUUAGAGGCAGCGUUUGAGUAUGUCGUGGAGGAACUUGGCAUUGACGAAGGACUUCUGGAUGGAAAAGAACCUUGUCCGACACCAGCCAGUUUGAGCGACUCUCAACUCAUCGGUGCUCUUGAAGGAAGGGAUCUUGAGACAACAGGAAGUAGAGCUGAGAAAGAAAUUAGACUCUCUGAUGGUGAAAGAAGUUGUGGAACAUUUACACUACCAGCAUUCUCCGGGAAGGUCGCCGAGAUUGCCUACUGCUCAAUCAGUGAGAACUGCCUCCGUAUUGACUGCUGUCUUGAACUGAACAUCAAAGUUCGAGAGUUCAAGUUCAGCCGCUCCUUCAAAGCAUUCAUUGACGUCAAUGCGUGUGAUUUCUCGAUUACAAUUGCCUUUCAGCAUUUUCGGUACACUAAAGUACUGUUGAGUUACGAUUGGGGCGAUGUGAAGUAUCAGAAGAUCGGACCAUUUACACUGAGAUACACAAUCGAUAAACUGGAUGAUGAGAAGCAGUUCCAGAUUGACUUCGGAGCAUCGGUUUGCCCCAUCAACGGGGAGGAGUGCAUCUUUAAAAUUGACAUCAUUCAGGACUACAGGGUGCCGAUUCCAUUCUGCAACUCCAACUUUUCACUUUCUCUGCCAGGGAAGACAAACUUGACUGAUUUUAUUACUCAAGUUGGUCAAAAUGCCGCUCAGCAAGCCAUCAACAUUCUCCUACAGUUUAUUGGUCUGAGAGAUAAGAUUGACGAUGGACCCUGUGCCUCCACAACUCAGGAUGUGUGCACUGACGUAACUCUCCCUAGUCUUCCCAGCACAUUGACCUGUGACCUUUACGAUCGCUGCCUCGGUGUGCGAUGCUGUGUUGAUCUGGAUCUUCAAAUCACUGUGUUAUCAAGUAACGUAUGGCUGGAACUUGAUCCAUGCGAGUUUACGCUAUCCAUGGGAUUUGGAAAGUGGUCCAUAACCUUCACGAUAUUCGACUACCACUGGGGCACCCAAGAGGAGCUAAAGAUCGGCAAGGCCUUAACCUUGAUCUACACCAUCGACAAGUUGACCGAAGACAAGGUUUUUGUCUUGGACCUGGCUUUGUCGUUUUGUCUUCCCGAUUCGAUUUGUGAUACAGCGCCCUCUAUUGACAUCUUGAAAGGAACGCGUGUACCUAUUCCGUUAUGCAACGAGAACGCAACAUUUGCCCUUCCAGGUGAUGGGACUGUGUCAGACUUCCUGAAGAUGGUGGGAAAAAAUGCAGCUGAGUCGGGUAUCGAUGCGGUACUUACUGCUCUCGGAUUGUCAAAUUUCAUCAGUCAAGAACCUUGUGUCCGACCGCAGGUCACAAACAACGGAUGGCAUAGAGUUUGUCCUAGAGAUGUCAGACUUCCACAUCUACCGAGUUACCUCAUCUGCACUCUUCCAGAGAAGUGUCUUGGGUUCGAUUGCUGUUUCGAGCUUCCAAUUCCUGGACUCACCCCAAUCAGCACCAAUGUCUCCUUCAUAUUUGAUCCUUGUAACUAUAAGUUGUCACUUGGUCUGGGAAGUUGGAGUAAAGACCUACACAUUUUCACCUAUCAGUGGGGUCAACAAGAAGAGGUCACCAUUGGCAAUGCAGUAUCUUUAAGUCUAACCAUUGACAAGGUCGAGGAAUCCUUCCAGAUCAACUUGGAUAUGACCUUCUGCCUGGACGGUGACUGCACUCCAAUCCCGAUCCUCAGUGAUGCCAUCAUCCCCAUACCAUUCUGUAAUCCCAAUGCCUCCUUUGAGCUUCCUGGCGAUGGAAGCUUUGCUGCACUAGCAAGGGACAUCGGAGGCAACGUGGGCGAGUUGGCGAUCCAGGCUGGUCUACGUAAACUUGGAAUUCAGGAGUUUACCACUAAUCAGCGCUGUGACCUGACUGUGCUUGCUCCAGCAGAGAACAAAUGCCCACUGAUGAAUAAACCACCUUCAACGAACAUACUGACCUGUACAGUAGACGACCAGUGUCUUGGUAUCCAUUGCUGUGCCUCCUUGGAUCUUAUCUUCACGCGACUAUCUACCACAGCUUGGGUCGUUCUAGACCCUUGCGAAUUCGAGCUGUCUGUUGGUUUUGGAUCUUGGACUAAAAACUUGACUCUCUUUGAAUAUGACUGGGGUGUGGAAAGGACAGUUGACAUCAGUGAUACUGUUUACAUAGUGUUCACAGUUGACAAGUUAACAGCCCAGAAAGAAUUCCUGAUCGACCUCUCGGUGUCCCUGUGCAUAGAUGGUACCUGCACACCGAUCAACCUGUUACAGGGAGCCCGUGUACCCAUCCCGAUCUGUAACCCAAAUGCUACCUUCUCCCUACCAGGCGAUGGUUCAAUCGCUGGUUACCUGGACACCAUAACAGGGGAAAUAACUAAUGUAGCAGUGGAUUUGGUGCUUGGCAGUUUGGGGCUAAAGAAUUUCUUGUCAAGGAAUACGUGUAGUCUUCCUCUUCCUGAUGAAGGUUGUCCAGUUCAGAUUCCCACUGGUCUACCCACGUUUUCCUGCCGUAUAAACAGCCACUGCACAAGUCUGCACUGCUGUCUCAACUUGGACCUCAAAGUAACCCAGCUCAGCUCCAAGGCUUGGCUGGAAAUCGACCCUUGUGACUUCAAACUAUCAGUAGGAAUGGGAAUGUGGUACUUCAACAUCUCACUGUUCUCGUAUGAGUGGGGGAAGAUGGAAAGAUUCCCUAUUGGGCAAGCGAUGAGUGUGGAAUUUUCUAUUGAUAAACUGGAUGCUUCAAAGGAGUACGAGAUCGAUCUUGCAUUCUCUCUCCAAGUCGACGACGAGACUACGGACUUCCCCCUCAUGGAGGCAAAGAGAAUCCCUAUUCCCAUCUGUAACAAUAACUUCUCCUUGACUCUACCUGGUGACGGGUCUGUACGGGGAUUCCUGGAGGAGCUUGGAGACACUGUGGGACAAUCGGCAAUUGAUUUGGUUUUGAGAAAACUGAACUUAGAUGAUGUUGUGAGUGGCAGAUCGUGUGAAUUACCAGCAGCUAUGGCAAUGAAUACAGCUUGCCCAAUGAUCUCCCUCCCCACCUUGGCAAACAUCAUCCAGUGUUCAACCGAUGAUAACUGUCUUGGCAUCCAGUGUUGUGUCAAUCUGAACUUUAUCAUCACCACACUCAUGCUCGAUGCUAGAAUCAAAGUGGACCCAUGUAACUUCCAGCUUCAUGUGAAUUUUGAAAACUGGGAGCGUAUCUUUACUCUGUUCAGUUACACUUGGGGGAAGGUGGAAAUGGAACCAAUCAGUGAUGUUGUGACUUUAAGCUAUUCAGUUGAUAAGCUGACGGAGAUGAUGGUAUUUUCUGUUACACUUGAUGUUGAACUGUGCAUUGACAACGCAUGCGUGACAACCUCCAUCUUGGAUCACGUCUGGGUCCCAAUCCCCAUCUGCAAUAUCAACCCUGUUACAUUCACCCUGCCAGGCGAUGGUACGGUAGCUGGAUUUAUCACGGAACUCGGAGGUCGUAUUGGAGAUUCAGCAAUUGACUUAGUUCUGGAGAAAUAUGGAUUGAAUCAAUAUUUCCAGAGUGAACAGUGCGAUCGAGGAACACCGGGCACACUCAAAAGCAGUUGUCCUGGUGUCGACCUCGAACAGCUUCCUGAUUUCCUCUCAUGUUCCCUCACCGAGUCCUGUCUUGGCAUUAAAUGUUGUCUGGAGAUGGACUUUAAGAUCGUGACACGUACAGUCAAUGCAUGGCUCAUCUUGGAUCCCUGCAACUUCAAGCUGUCCAUCGGUUUUGAGAACUGGGAGCAAAGUAUCACCUUAUUCCACUAUGCUAUGGGUGACUACAGGGAGGAAGUUAUUAACAGCGUGCUGAGUGUGAGGUGGCGUGUCAAAAAGUUAACUGUAGAGAAGCAGUUUGAGUUGAAUUUACAGCUGGUCUUCUGUUUGGAUGAGGCAUGUAACACUGUGACUGUGUUUGAGGGCAGCCGUCUUCCGAUACCGCUGUGCAACACUGAAGAUUCUUUUGCUCUUCCCGGAGAUGGCACAGUGUCCGGAUUUCUUGGAUAUCUUGACGGAAAUAUCGGACAAUUUGCUAUCGAUGCAGCAAUCCGACACCUGAAUCUAGACAGCUUCCUAUCAGGGAAGGCAUGCUCUAAUCACAGACAAGAUGUUUGUUCAAGUGCAACUGGUAUCCUUGGCGACUGCUCAAUCGUUGGGGAAUUCUGCACAGAGCUCAGAUGUUGCCUCGACUUGGAUCUGAAGAUAGCUGAUGUCUCGGCCUCAGCGUGGUUUAAGUUUGACCCCUGUGACCUCACCUUCACGUUAGGUCUAGAGACUUGGAUGUUUCAUGGAUCGGUCUUUACAUAUGAGUGGGGUGAAGAGACGAUGGUGCCAGUUGCUCCUGGAAUGACUCUAAGGUAUUCCAUCACCAAACUCGAUGAAUCCAUGGAGUUUCAAGUAGACAUGACUCUAGAGUACUGCGUCGAUGAACUUUGUACCGACAUCGAUAUUGUGCAGACCAUACCUAUCCCGGUUUGCAAUCAAGACUACAGCAGUUAUAACUUCUCAGUUGACGGUUUCGUACAAACAGUGUCCGGACAAAUCGUACAGGGAGUAACUGAGUUACUCUUAAAUCAACUAGGCAUUGACCCUGACUUCUUCAGUGGUGAUCCGUGUGUAAACCCGAAUGGGAUCCAGUCUUACAGAAAUUGUCCAAACAUGCAGCUUCCUGGCAACCUCGACCCAAUUGCACAAUGUGGAAUCCUGGAGUCCUGUUUUGGAAUAAAGUGCUGUCUUGAUGUGAACCUCGGACCACUUGACCACAGCUUCAGUGCCUCAAUGGUGGUUGAUCCCUGUCUUGGUCAGCUGAAGCUACAGUUUGGUAACUGGGAGUACAGCAAAUCACUGUCACAGCUGGACAUUGGUGUUGAUAAGGAGGUCACCAUCGGAAACUUUGUAUCGCUCAUAUUCAAGUUGGAACUUUCUGAUGGUAAGAUAUCAUCGAGUCUAUCUAUGGAUGCAUGUGUGGGUGAUGUCUGCACAGGUCGAAUCGUUCUACUGGAUGAAUCAAUAUCUCCACUCCCUCAGUGCUAUUCCAAUGGGUCAAUCUCAUGGAGAAAGUUACCAGGAUUGACUUCAAUUUCCCACCUGGGCAAUUUAGAUACCGGAUUAGACGUUCUUGCGCAAGGUCUGGGACUACCGACGCGUCUAGUUUCAGCCUCUCCAUGUCUUGUAGAACAGACGAGUAGCUCCACGGUGUGUCCCCAUCUGCCUGUACUACCUGCUCUUCCAUCAGGUGGAGUUUGCCAGUAUUCUGAUACAUGCCUUGGGGUAGAGUGUUGUUUAUCAGCAGACAUAGGCAGUACGACUCAGACUCUACGGGCGUGGUUGACUGUAGACCCAUGUGAACUGACUGCGAGUGUAGGCUUUGAAAACUGGAGUUUCAAUAUUACACUCUUAAGUUACAAGUGGGGCAAGCAGAUCAGAGAAUCACUAAGUGAUGUUGUCUCGAUUUCAUUCACCAUUGACAAGACAUCAAACAAUCGGAACUUUGUGUUGUCACUCUCUGUUAAAUUCUGCAUUGCUGGAUUAUGCGCUCCGGACAUUAUCAUCUUAGAUGGCUUCAUGGCACCCAUUCCUUUUUGUGAUGUGAUGGGGACACUGGAGUGGCCUCAGGAUCUUGGUGGUAGUGUUACAGAUUAUGCGAGCAGUCUGGUGGUUAACCGCCUUGGUGUUAGCACAGAUGUCCUUCUACCUCAGUCAUGUAGUGGUCCACCAGAACAGAUUACACCUACGACCUCAGGUUGUGGUUCGCUCUCUAUUCCGUCGGCCAUUGCGUCUUAUUGUUUUCUGGAUGAAUCAUGUCUCGGGGUUGGUUGCUGCUUGACCCUUGACCUGGACAUAGUUCAAAGGUCAUUCUCAGUGUGGGUGAAACUCGAUGUAUGUGCCGGUAGAUUCUCCUUUGGUUUUGAGGAAUGGAGUCACAGUGAAGUGUUAAACAUAGCAACAUUGCAAACUCAUUCCCAGGAGAAAAAUAUCGGUAAUGUGAAAAUCAGAUAUAAUAUAGAGCGCCCCCAUGAGUCCGUCUAUGAUGUUGACCUCGACCUCGCUGUGUGCUGGCAAGGGAGAUGCACUGAUCCCAUUGUGAUUCUUCAAGACACGAUGUUCUCUGCUUCACAAUGUGGCCAGGAAGGAAGCAGUAGCAGAAGGGAGAGAAGAAAUGUGGAUGAUCUAACCAAUGAUUUGGAAGAGGAGGAAGGCAACAUGGACGACUUCACCACCAGCUCACUCGAUAAAGCUCUGGAAUAUUUCAGGAAAAUUCUUAAGUCAGAUUCACCUACACUUUCCUCAGAAGAGAACAUCCUGAUGAAACUUCAGCCGGAAAAGAAUGUACCGCCAAGGGUGGCUGGAUCUGGUACUGAAAGUCGUCGAGCUUCGGGCACCUUGAUAUUUGGGAACGAGGACAAUACACCCGUUCCAUCAAGGAAAAGGAGAGACGUUUCCAUCGCAGUAACGUCUGGAGGAGCCAGUUUGUUUGACCUCAGCUUGACCCCUGGAGCCGACUCGGGCGCCUGGCAGGGUGAUGUGAUCAUUGGCGGUGGACUAACAUUGAAGGGUCUUGAUGCUCUCGGUAAUCGGAUUGCAAACAUGACAAUUGGUGAGCUAGAGGCAAUGUUGGAUCUGCAAAACAUCGACCCUUUUACUGUCGUCCAACUCAUGAAAGAUCUGCGAUCUCUUUAUCGAACCUUUGUGAGCGAGUUCAUCGACGUCUUUGUCAACGGCAAUGGAGAAAAUGCGUUCAGUCAAUUUGACAUCGUUCUGAGCGGAGAAGUCCCAUUUCCACGAAGGGAAGUAGUUUUCUUCAAACAUAAGUAUUGGACUGUGCUUGGUGGAUUCAUCUACUUAGAAUUUUACAUUGAAGCCGGUGGGUUUUUUGACAUGAAGAUACCCAUAUCUGUGGCCCUUGUGUCAAUGACUGCAAAGGGUGGUAUAAUACCAAUGGUUGGUUCCUACGUUACUGCACGUGUAACAGUUGGCUUCAUAUUGUAUGGCGAGCUGGAACUCAAGGCAGACGUCUUACACACAAGCUUUCCUACAACUGCAGAAUUAAUCUUUAGUAAAUUCCCACUGGAUGUUGGUCUCAAGAUGGACAUAGUGAUGAUCCCCUUGAUAAUCCGGCUGACAGGUAAAGUCACACUGAAGAUCCUUUGGUUUGGGACGAAGACACUCUUCAAGAAGGACCUCUGGCGCUAUCAAGCCAACGCUAUCCAUAAAAACAUCUUCGAUGUUCACACCAAGGACCCCGACACGUCUCCGCCAGAGGUCAUGGACUACUCCACACCUGUGGAGGCCCCCCACUCCGGAGAGAGGUCAGUAAACAUUGCAGAGCCGACCAGCCAUUGCAGCGUUGAGCAGGUGCCUGGUCUAGACUACACAGAGCCCGCCUUUCAACUUGAGGUGGUCGCUGCUGAUGACAAGAGUCUAGUGACGUUUUUCUAUCAGGUUGGGACGGUACCUGGAGGGAGUGACGUACUCCCUAAGACAGAAUAUGGAGGACCAUCAGCCAUCAUAUCACAGAUUCUACUCGGUGGCCACCCACUUCACUUCACUGUCUACGCCAUGAACAACGGUGGAGGUACCUCAACCGCAACCUGCAGCCUACCGACCUUUGACGUCACCCUCCCAACGGGUCGUAUUACUCCUGACUUCACUUCAACCAGUCACCCACACAUCCUUCGUGCUUCAGCAGUGGUGUAUGAUGACUCUGUCAUUUUGAUGCAGAAAGAAGGAGUUGGGUUCGGACCGGAGAUCUGGGGUGAUCAGAUCGUACCCUGGCACACGAUUGACAUCACAGAGCGAGAACAACUUGGAACCUCAAUCAACGACUUUCACUAUUUCACCACCGCCAAGAAAGGCCGCCUCAUCUCAACACCAACAUCAACCAUCACUCACAUUAAUCCUAACUUCUGUGCCCGUGACUGCCUCGCUCUCCCAGAGACAAAGUGUCUGAGUAUCAACUAUGAUUACGAUUCCAAGAUGUGUGAACUCCUUAAAGAGAUCGAGGGCCAUGGGGUCGAGGUUCAUGAGUCCGGUAAAUUCACUCAUUAUGAACGUCUUGGUGUUGGCCACGCUGUUGAGUUUAACCACGAGUCCCUCCUGCUCGAUCACAACAACAUCUACUACUUCAACAUCGAUCUCCUGAACUAUGUAGCGUAUGAGAACAUCGUAUCAUCAGUGGGUAUCGUGGCAGACUUUACAGCUCCAGAGCCUGGUUUGAUCGUCAAUGCAUCGAGGGACGAGGUUGUACAUGAGCCGUGUGUUCAGUUUACGCCUGAUGAAUGGGAGAGACGAUGUAUGGAGGAUACACCUCUCGAUAAUCAUAGAUACAUUAUCGAUGGGCCUGGUUCCAUGACUGUCUUCAAUGGUGAAAUGGAAUUGGUGGAUAUGCUGUAUACAAGGAGCAAUGCCUACAUGGCAGCAAACUGGGAUGGUAUCCAUGAUAACGAGACUGGUAUCCAUGGCUACACCUGGUCCAUUGGUUACAGCGUGUGUAAUGAUGACGUCAGCAGCCAUAUAGAUCCUCAUGCACACCUGUUUGAUGAAUCACAAUGGCACCACCAGGGACUGGUAGUUAACGUCAACCUCCCAGAUGGUGCCUAUUUUAUCAGCGUACGUGCACUGAAUAAGGUGGAGUUUGGCGGCCCGAUGGCACUGACUGUAUGUCACAGCACGCCCCUCAUCAUUGAUAACACUCCGCCAAUAAUUGACAGCAUUAAUAACAUCACUUAUGAAUCAUCGAUUGGAAGAAUUGGAUUGCAAGUUAACGCAAGCGAUCCUGAUUCUCAUCUGUUUGAGUACCACGUGGCAGCCGGAAGAUCACCGAGGGAUAUAUCUCUGCAUGACUGGGAAGCCCUCGCUGUUACUCAACAACUCAUCAUCGACUUCAAGAUUCCAAAUGGCAUACCAUGCUGGCUGAUCGUCAGAGCUGUCAAUAAUGUUGACCUUCGAACUGUAGAGCAUGCUGAUGAACCGAUAUUAGUUGAUGACACGCCACCAAUUGCUGGAGACUUAUUCGACGGACCCUAUGCAGGACGAGAUCUUGCGUUCACUAAAGAUAGGAAUGAGAUUUGUGGAAACUGGUACAACUGGUUUGAUCCCGAUUCAGGUAUUUCCUCGUACCUUUGGGCCGUUGGAACCCAACCUCUAACGAGCAACGUUGUGAACUUUGUCAAAGUGUCUCGCCGAGAGCAUGGGACCUGCUCUGGGUAUGUCACCCUCCAGCACGGCGAGACCUACUACUCAACGCUUGUAGCAUUCCACGGUGGUUAUGACAAGUUGAAUGUAUCGGCUUCAUCAAAUGGAGUGAGUGUUGAUCUAACUCCACCCGUCCAAGGAAGCGUCUACGACGGCCUCCUUCCAGGCCCAACGGACCUGGAAUUCUCUUCCAAACCAGCCACAGUGUCGGCUCAGUGGCAGGGAUUCUCUGAUCCAGAGUCUGGUAUCGAAGACUACCAAGUCACAGUCUACCGUAAACAUAGUGACAGUGAAAAUGCAACCAAUGACUUUGAGGUUAUCCAUGAAGCCGCGUCAGUUAGUAAUGACGUCUCUUUAAUCGAGUGGCAUCAUUUCCAUCUACACCACAAGGACCAGGUGUACAUCAACCUACGUACAAUCAACCAGGCUGUCAAUCACAUUGAUACUCCAACCAAUGGAUUCCUGGUGGAUUUGACUCCUCCUAUGCUACGAUCCCUUGGAGACGGGCUUGUUGUUGGACAGGAUGCAGACUUCCAGACACACAGUGAUAGCCUUGCUGUACAUUGGGACUACUUUGACGAAGAAUCCGGCAUUGCUUUGUUUGAGUUGGCUAUUUACGAAAUGAGACAUGGUAAAAAACAAAAGAUUUUCCCAGCAGAUUUGGAUCCAAAUACUUUUGAGCCGAUACUAGACGUUACUACCACAUCCCACGUGCAAAGUGGAUUGUCACUUCGUGCAGGAGCCAUCUAUAUCACACGAAUCAAGGCUCAAAACCAGGCUAAACUGAUAGCAUCACAUGAGACGAGUGGUAUCAGGGUAGACCCUACUCCACCUGAGAUGAAGUAUGUACGAGGUGGGAAUCUAGAUGGAGAGACUGAAGAAGUCAUCAAUGGAUACCUGUUCCAGAACAGCCUCUCUACCAUUAAGGCAUCUUGGCUUGGAGUUGAUGGUCAAAGUGGUAUUAAGAACUACUGGGUAGCGGUUGGAACAGCUCAAAACACUGAAGACAUCAAACCGUUCAUGGCCCUAGGGUCAAAAAGGAAUAGUGUCUUGUUGAACCUUGACCUCCAACUCACUGACCAAUCAACAUGUAAUGAUGAAGAGUUUACUGCCGACUGCCGACCUGUCUAUUACGUAUGCGUGAAAAGCGAGAAUGGUGCGGGUGCCUUCAGUGACGUCAUUUGCUCUUCGCCAAUCAGAGUCGUAGAAGAGGAUCAAACAGGUUAUGUAACAGAUGGACCAGCCAUGCUUCACGAUACAGACUCUCAACAAGAGAGAACCACUGUUACUAUUUGGUUCGAUGACUUUGAGAGCCAGUUGCAUGGUAUUUCUUCCUAUGAGUGGGCAGUCGGUACGACCCCUGGAGGAGAGGACAUUCAACCUUUGACCUCAGAUGGAGUAGUGCCCGGAAGUGACCCUGAUAUACCAGGUCUUGCUGGUCUUGGCAAGGCACAGUCUCCACUACCUCUCCAGCAUGGUGUGACGUAUUACAGCACUGUCCGUGCCAUCACCAAUGGUGACAAUGUCUUAGAAACUGUCUCCAAUGGUUUCACGGUAGAUGUUACACCGCCAAACAUUAACAUCACUGACUUUGGUCAAUAUGGUACAACUGUUGAUUUGGGCUUUGGUGGUGUCAAGCUUUAUCAGUCAUUUGUAGACUCUAUCGAUGCGAUGUGGGACGUGGAGGAUUCGGAGAGUAACCUCAUUGCAACAUACUUUACCGUGGGACAGUAUGCAGGAGCUAGUGAUGUGUUUCCUCUGACACAUGCAAACAAUUCCUACAUUCCUUCGAGUUUGGUCAAACCUGCCCUUGAAGGUUUACCGAAUAUUCUGACUGUCCGUGCCAUCAACAGUGUUGGACUGAAGCAAACAGUUUAUACUACCAGUUUAACUGUAGAUACCACACCGCCAGAUGCUGGUCAGGUCAUGUGCCCAUCUUUCUUACACGCAAACAGCGCCCUCAAGUGCAGAUGGACUGAUUUCCUAGAUGACGAGUCAGGAAUUGAGUAUGUAAGGUUUCUUGUCGGGACUGCAGAGGGUCUGAAUGAUGUGUUUGUGUCGGACAAAUUACCUGGCUAUAUGACACACUACAGUGCCACAGAUUUAGACUUGAUGCAUAACAAACUGUACUAUGUCACCAUUGAGGCCUUUAACGCCGUCAGCCAGAGUACAUACGCUUUCUCUGAACCCAUUGAAAUCGAUGACACCCCGCCCUCAUAUGGUGUUGUGGUGGAACUUUCUGGUGUUCAUAAAUUGAAUCAGAACUACCUAGAGAGGCAGCCGAGCUGGGAUUGCAGUAACAUGGGUGACUGCUUAGAGCUGGAUGGAGAGUGUUUGGAGUCCAUCACCCAGAUUCAGAUCCUCUGGGAACCUUUCAAAGAUGAAGAUACUCGGAUCACUAAAUAUGAAGUAGCAUUAGGCACCACACCGGGAGGAACUCAGAUCAGAUCGUUCUAUGAGGUGGAUAGGUACCAGACUUCAGAGCUUAUCACCGAUCUUGAUUUAAGUGAUGUGCGAAGAGUCUAUGCGUCAGUGAGAGGGUACAAUGAAGCUGGUUUGACCAGCACGGCAGUCUCGAAUGGCAUCUUCGUCAGUCGAUUCAGUGCAGGACUUCAGCCACUAAGACCUUUCACCGUCAAAGAUGGAGUCACUUCCAAUGACCUCCAUGACCUUGACUUCCAGACAUCUUUGACUGAACUGAGUGCUUCUUGGGAUUUCAGUGGAGACCCUUGUCCAAUCAGAGAGAACGAGUGGGCUAUUUAUAGAAUUGACGGAGUGGAAAUUCAGCCGCUGACGGAUGUAGGAGACCGUACUUCAGAUACAAACACAUUCAUUGAAAUGAUGGACGGCGAGACCUACUACACCGUGGUGCGGGCAACCAACGCUCUGAACAUACCCAUCACACUCCGCUCUGAUGGAAUCACCGUGAAACGAGACCCACUGAUACCUGGUCAAGUUUACGAUGGUCUCCUUGCAGGCUUUGAUCUAACCUACCAGAGAGAAACUGACACCAUAUCGGCAAGCUGGAGUGGCUUUGGUCAAGGAAUGCCCAUACAGGAGACUGUUGAAUAUACAGGAAAUGCUGAGAUUACCAAAGACCAUGCUACAGAGCAGGCGGUUGACUAUUAUGAGGUUGCAGUGGGCACCGAUCGUCGCUACCCAAAGACUAGAGACAACACAGUACCCUUCACUAAUGUUGGUCAGAAUACAUCGGUCACCUUCAAUAACCUUGAUCUACAGGCGUUGACUGCUACGUACUAUGUGACGGUCAAAGGUCAUAGUGCAAGCUUCUCUGCCGCUGAGGUCACGUCAAGUGGUAUACAUGCUGGUGUGGAUAGUAAAAUUUCCGCUACGGAGGUUAAAAUACCAGAGUUUGUCAAUUCGCUCUCCGAAGUCAAACUCCAAUGGGAAGAAUUCGACUCGACCUUCCCCAUCCUACUCUACUAUGUCGGCCUGGGCAAUGCCGCUUCGGCUACUGUGUCACCAGAGAACAUGGACUGUUUGGACAUGCUUCUAGCAACGGAUGAAGCCAAGACUGCGUUUAAUGAAAGAAAGAUGCAUUUUAUUGGCAAGGAUACCUAUCAGGAGAUCAAAGGACUGAGUCUUGAGCAAGAAGGUUCAUACUUCGUGACGGUAGUUGGAAUGAACGAAGGAGGGCAGUGUAACUCUUCUACUAGUCACUUCUCAGUUGAUAUCACCCCGCCCAUUGAGGGGCGCCUUCGUGCUGGACCUUUCUAUGGCAUGCUGGUGACAUACACAGAUAGCACUGAGUCAAUACAUGUGGCAUGGGAGGACUACAUAGAUGAAGAAAGUGGAAUUAAAUCCUUCAAUAUCCGUCUUCUAGAGGCUGCCUCUUGUAGAGUGGAAGACAGCGGUAACCUUACUCCUGUUCCUGGCCAGGAAUGGCUGGUUCUUGGCCCGGGUAUCUCUGAGUUUACCUAUGUAGAGUUGAGUUUAGCGACCAACCACCCGUAUUUCGUUGAGCUAGAAGCCGUGAACCGUGCAGGGGAUAGCACUGUAACCAAAGUAGGACCAAUCUUUGUGGAUCUAUCAGAGCCUAGUUCUGGAUUGGUUGUGGAUGGAGACGAUUUCAUGAUGGAUUUGACAGAUACGUAUAGUAGAAGCCAAGUCACUGGAACGAUCUUACACCAGCCCAACCCAGAAGGUCCACCCUGCCCUCUGACAGACACUUCGUUCACUGAUCCAAAGUGGCAGGCCUUGGAUUUCAACGGACUAUGGAACAUGAGGAUUGACAACUGGGAUUUAGAGUACCAGAAUCAACAGGUAUCUGCAUCGGAUGAAAGUGUGUCUCUCAAGAUGGAGCGAGAUACAAGAGGACCUCGUAUGCUCUCCGGAGCGUAUGUCACUAAUGCACAAAUUGUCAGAAGCUCUGAAUACGAGUUUGAUCUAUUGGCUGCGUCAUCAGACCUCCAUAGCGUCACAAGUAUUUUGUUCUGGGAUGGUCCGGACAGAGUGGUCGGAGAGUAUGACUUUGGUGGAGCUGAGAAUUGGCAAGAAGGGAUAUGCCAGUGUUGCUAUGCAACACCCUUCUAUCAAUCGGAAUGUCCUCAAUGUGACUGCAAAAAUUUCCUAGGAAUCGACGAGUCAACCUCUGAUUAUUCAUCAGUCAACAGCACAACAGUUGAUUUAGUGACCACAGAAACGGCAGACAUGACCACUGCUGAUGAAGCGGCAGACAUGACCACUGCUGAUGAAGCGGCAGACAUGACCACUGCUGAUGAAGCGGCAGACAUGAUCACUGUUAGCUCACCUCAAGUAAACACGGAUGUAGUUACAAUGGCUACACGAACACCAUGGACCAUUCGUAAGAAAGAUGCAGAUGGUGACGGCAUUUCUGAUGAAGAUGGCGGCAGAUGGACUACACAGAGAGCAUGUGGUCUGCAACUGCAUCCAAAUGGCAACGCGUCACAAGCAGUAUUGUGGUGUCGCUAUUUUGAAGAUGAAUGGCCGAUGACGUCACAGUCUGUAGAUCUUGACUUUGACCCAUCCAUGGAGGAACACCACUACUCUAUUCACUUCAGUGUCAUGCCGUUUGAUGCAAAAGAGGACGAGUGGUCUUUUAAUGUGUACAUCGAUGGCAAUCUUCUCUCUUCUUUGACCGGUAUCCCUGUCAUGUCUUCAUCCACCAAACUCAUCCUUCAUGUCUUCAACAAAGAUAGCUUUGUUACUGAUCUAGAUGACCCAUUCAACCCACCGACUGCUACAGCAACCAUCAAAAACCUAAGGAUGCCUCCAGAUGCUAGUAUGCUAUGCCGCUAUGGGUUACCAUUCAGAGCGGGUACCAAUCCUGUGUCCAGAUAUUUCGCUGGUGUCGGUAGUGAAGCGGGAAAAACCGACAUUGUGGCAUAUAAGGAGAUUUCCCAGCCGUGUGUACCGUGUAUCAAUCCAUGUGAUUGGUACCAGUGUAAUCAGUCAUGCUCCAUGGUGGAAAGCUCCAUUACAUUCACACUCACCAACCUGACUCUGCCGAAGCUGGAAGUCCUAAACACCACAAGGAACGACACAAAUAAUACUGUAUCUGCUUCUGGGGAGGAUGGCUUACCUUCUCCGUUCUUCCUGACAGUUAAGUGUGUCCUAGGGAAUGGUCAAGAAGCGUCUUCAUCUUCGAACGGUUUCUACAUUGACGAUACACCAGCAAAGCUAGACGUGUUAUUCUACGUUGAUAUCAACCGCAACGAGUAUGAACCAACACAGUUCCAGUCGUCAAAUUCCACAAUCCAGGUCUUGUGGAGUUUCUUAGACACGCAAAGUCAAAUCAAGGAACAUUACUGGGCCAUUGGAACGUCCAGAGGUGCUUUGGACUUACAAGACUUUGUCAAUGUUGGGUUAACUCAGACAGCCUCCAAUAGCAACUUGGAAGGACAACUACAACACAAUACAACAUACUACGUGACUGUCAAGUGCAUCAAUGGAGCUGGAUUGGAGACUGUGGUAGAAUCUGAUGGUGUAACGGUCCUCUUUGAGAAACCCUCCGUGGAUGAUGUCAACACCACCUCCAUGUUUAGUCAGAAGUUUGAAGAGGAAGUCUAUCCACCUGACGUUCAGAAGAAUGACGACCCAACAAAGACAGGCACCUCCUGGUCCAAACCUGAAGAUGAGUCCAUCGAUCGAUAUGAGUAUUGUGUAAGCAGCUCGGCAGAGUUACUGGAUGACAUCGUCCCUUGCAUGGUGGUUGGCACCAACGCAUCCGGUUCGGUGGCUAUAAGAGACGGGAUGAUUAUUGUAACGGCUGAUGACAGAGAGGAGGUGUUCAACAUCACUGACUUCCAAGCUAAUCGAGAAGACAGCAAGAAGAUGACAAGUCAGCAAGAUGCCAAAUUUAACAUGGAACCUGGGAAAUGUCUGUACUCUUGGAUUAAGAUGUGUAACCCUGCUCUACUUUGUCAAACGCUGCCAGCAGGAACGACCACUGUUUUAGGAGAGGAUGACACCAUGAUGACGUCAGCAAACGGUACAGAUCUCGCUCUAGCAUCUCCACAGAGUAACAGAAGACGACGAAGGAGGGCGCUAGACAACAAUUUUGAGUUCGCCAUUGCUACAACAGGCGGUCUCCAGCAAGGUGGUUCAUUAAUUAUUGGUCUGCUGGAUGGCAAUAAAACCAAUGAGGAUUUUACAUCUGAUGCUAAUCCGGAUUAUGUCUCCUACAUCAGUUAUCCCCUGGACACCAUACAGAAGACAUCAAGGAUUCUAAAAAGAAGGAUACGUUUUGUGUAUGAGCCUCUCUUCUACGUUACCAGCCUGGGGCAGAUCGAGCUCCAGGGUCCAAUGAUCAUCAACCUAACUCUCAACACACCAGGAAAUUGGACAGAGGCCAAACCCAGACUGGUUUAUUGGGACAGUGAUAAUUCUGAGUGGCGAGAUGUCGCUAAAACAUGCAGUGAUGUGGAUCGGCUGACGUACAACGAGGGAGACAGUCUGCUCAGUGUGGAGGUAUGUGCAACUAGAGGUAGGACCUCUGAAGCAGGGAGACGUCAACGCCGCGCUACAGAGGAAACUUCUUUCUUUAGCCACGAGACCGAGUUUGCAUUGGCGGAUGUCCUCAAUACCAUCCCAAACGACCCGCCAGAAAUCACUAAUCCCGUGGGCAUCUUUACAAUGGAUGAAGACCAAGGCACACUGGAAUACUCUUUUGAGGCUUCAGACCCUGACGAUGAUGUCUUGGUCUUUGAUUUGGGUCUUGAUAAUGAAACGACACUGGGAUCAGCAACUAUCACUGAGGACGGUGCCUUCUCUUUUACACCAUGUCCUGACUGCCAUGGCAGAUUCACUUUCCAACUUAUUCUGAGAGAGAUACAGACAUUGGUUGAGAUCGAACCUCUGACUACUGUUGUUAAUAUCUCAAUGGAGGUCAACCCAGUCAAUGACAAUCCAUACUCUUAUGUCGCUCUGAAGGGAGAAAUUGCUGGUAACGGACGGGAAGCAAAACUAAUAGUCGAGCAGAACACAGGAGUCAACAUUGCUUACAAAGACCUCGUGGUCAUGAUUGGUGCCUAUGACGUUGACAUCUAUGAUAACUUGACGCUUCUUAUUCAACCACCACCGUAUGGUGUCCUUACCAUGAGAGAUGAGGUUAGAUCAAUCCCGCUGAGGCAGAACUGUAGUCAACUUUCUCGUAAUAUCACAAGUCAAGAGAUUGUACUUCCGUGUGGGUUGGAAACACCUCAAGAAGCGGAGAAGAUGAGUUUGGUAUCAUCUACGUUUAGCUACACCCCUGAUCACAACUUCCAUGGAAAGGACAUUGUCCUAGUUUUGAGUGAGGAUAAAUCAGGCGCGGUGUCUCAGCUACUGACGAUAGAGAUUGCAGUCUUGGUGAAUCCUUGCAUCAACGAGGGAGUUUGCGGAGGACCUGCUGAUGAUCCAGACUGCACUUCUCCAACUCGCAGUUCUAGUUUUGAUUCUUAUUUCUGCAUCUGUGAAUCGGGAUGGGUUGGUGACUUCUGUGAAAUUGACUAUGACGAAUGCUUAUCUGCACCAUGUGAAUUCCCGUUUGUCUGCUACGAUCUCUUCAAUGGAUUCGAGUGCGCAUGCCCAUUGUCCGACCCGAUGUGUAAAGGGCUUGAUUGGAGAGUCAAGAUUGUGAUCGGCGUUACCUGCACUGUGUUUGGAUUGUUUCUGAUCACUCUGGUUCUUUUCGUCUUCUACAAAAAGGGCUAUUCUAAAAAGUCCCGCGUUCAUCCCAGCCAAGAAAAUGAAGAGCAACUUGUACAGACACGGAGAAGCGAGUCUUACAAUUUCGAGAAUCCAGCCUUUCAACGUGAUGAUGACAUCGAUGCUUCUCCAUCUGUAGUGCUGUCUCAAGAUGGACCAUUGUCUGCUCCUCCGGGUCCCUCUACCGUCUCCCCAAGCACUGCUCAGUCACAGGGGUCACCACUGGGCUCCUCGGCAUCCAUGAGGUCCGAUGAGUACAAGUCUGGAAGACCCCGCUCUCGUAACGGCCGAUCAAACUCUGUGGGAGUUGCACCGUUGACCGCUGCGGAAGUCCCCGUACUGGAUGAUGUUGAAACUCCUCGCUUCAAGUCCGGAAGAUCCAGCUCUCGUUUCGGCCGAUCAAACUCCGUAGGAGUUGCACCGUUGACUGAUGCAGAAGCAAAUUACCCCGUACAUGAUGAUGUUGAAACUCCCGACUCCAAGCCCGAAGCAGGGCCCUCUAACGAGAGCCCAGUCCACGCUGAGAAAUGGGCGGAUACCACAAUGCCGAAGGGUGGCGGCCCCGGAGAUGAAGUCAACGCCGUGGAGAUGUUGGAGUGGAACAGCGUCACAUGCCGUUCGGGAAGACCGGGACAGGUUGCUGAUGGUGAGGUCACAGGCACAGGGUGUUGGUUCGGGUCUUCCUCGAGAGAUGGUCCAAUCUCUUCGAAAGAGGAGACAACUGGCUCUCCGAUUCAGCUUCCUGGAUCUAUGGUCAGCAUCAAAGAAGACGAAAUGAAUCCUGAAGAUAUUGAAGAAACAGAUAUGGAAUAGUCAUCUUAGAUUCUUCGCAGUGGUAGUUCAAAAAUGUUUCUAUCAAGAUAUUUGAAACAACAUUAAUCAUUGCUCAACAAGCAAAACACAAGGUUUAUUUUAAUAAACCUCACAUAAAACUUAUUGCAAAAAAAUAAUUAAACAAUAUAUCACAUUGGAGAGAAACACAUUCGGAUGCAUACAAAAACUACAAAAAAAGGUUAACAAAGUUAACCCAAAUUCAAAAACACUGUGUGAUCAAAUGUUUCAAUUUUAAGCUUUAAGAUUCUUCGAGGGAUCACAUCACAACAAAGCAGAUAUAUAAAUCAAAUUUUAAAACAAAUAAAACAAGUUGAAAAAUGCACCUUGCUCUAUGAAAAAAAUUGAUUCUCCUUACAAUUUGGGCCUAAAAUCGAAAGACUUUUUAUCAAAAGUAAACAUUUUCUUGGUUGACAUUUUUAUUUUUUAAAGUAAAACAUGUUCAAUUAUUGAGUAAGAGACAUCAUAAGGACAAAAAACAAGCUGAAUGGAGAUUGGCUUGACACACUACCCCAAGAAAUGACAACAGAUGGACAACUAGUAUAAUGGACUGCAACCAAGGACAGGGAAAAGGACAAGAGGUAGACAGAGAGUUUAUUCAAUGUUUUCCCUGGUGUGUUGUGUGGUGAUUUAAGAUUGUGAUGCCAAUGAAAAAAAAAAACCGUGCCGGUGCCUCUGAAAAUAAUACACUUUUAUUGAUUUUUGAUCACACUGAGUUCAUUGCACUAAUAGACGUCACUUAAACGAUGGAACAAAACCUUGAAUAUCGAAACGUGUGCCAAAUGCAUGAGGUCAAACAAUUCUAGACAUUAGCUUAGUAUGUAAGGAAGUCAAUUAGAUGCACGAAUUAUUGGGAAGUACACAGACAAUGAUUUUAAAUAUACCCUAGAUAGUGUAGGAUACGGGCUUUCAGACAUUAUUUUACGUAUAAAUUAGACUUACAGUUCAAACAAGAUGUUUUAACGUUUCUGAAUCUGAUUAAGCUCAAGAAUAUACCUUUUAUGACAUCAUUAAGUAGGGCGCCCUCGUGUUGAGGUCAAAUAAAUGUACCCAUCUUUCCGUAGACUGGUUCCCGUCUUUAUCCGCAAAAUAAAGACAUGCACUGAUUUUAUCAACCCAAUGGUUUCAUUAGAUAAAGCAAUGGCGCACGAUAUUCAAAUUUGACACCUUUUGUUCUGCUAGGUUGCUCUUGGAGUUUUGGGCUUUAUUGCUAAGCGAGGCAAAGUGUAGCUUGAACAUCUGACGUUACACUUCGAAACUGGUGAAUUACACCAUAAUUAUACCUGCCUUGAUUAGCGCCUGGUGGAUCCUGCCAGAUGAACCUUUGACCUCACAUCCAUUUCACACGAAGAUUAACAGUCAAUUCACAUGUAUAUGUGCACAUGGUUAAUUAAACCACAUUUAAUUUUAUGCAACAUAAUGCACACUCAGCAUGUAGCAGGCAAUCAAAAGUGCGCAGAUACACAACAUCACAUUAGACCAAUCAUAACACAGGCAUGAUAGAUUACGUCACUGCAUUUGUAUCCAGUGAAAUCAUAUACAUUGUACACGUAAAGUGUCCAAUGAAAUCAUUUCGCCUGUUGCAACCAAACCAUUCCGUGCAGCCUAGUACGUGUGUUGAUAAAUGAUAACGCCAAACGCCGCGCAUAUUAUGCACAGUUUCUGCAUUAUGAGAAGAGGCGUGAUAAAUUCCGGCAUAAAGUAUAUUAAUAAAGGAGAAUUAUUCUACGCCUUGUUUGAUUUUAAUCUCAUAAAAACCAAAUUAUUGGAAAGGUAUUUUACUCAGAAUGGAGAGAUUUUA